Messenger RNA from Mercenaria mercenaria, 1441 nucleotides. RefSeq lists its product as uncharacterized. The transcript is spliced from 4 exons. The record is from RefSeq and is a predicted model, not a curated record. The coding region runs from base 1 to 768 and encodes 255 amino acids. NCBI's taxonomy places the organism in Eukaryota, Metazoa, Mollusca, Bivalvia, Venerida, Veneridae.
AUGGAGAUCAACGGUGAAGAUUAUGAUCAUGGUAAACAAGUGGUUCAUCUGUCCUUCAUAUAUGUUGGACAUACACAUGAAGAUGUCGAUGCAGCGUUGAGUAAAAUUUCGGAGAAACUAAGAACUACAGAUGCAGAGACAUUGGAUGACCUAAUUGCACUGCUUCCAAAACCUGAGGAAAUUCUACACAUGUUUGAUGUGAAGAACUGGCUAGCUCCUCAAAUUGCUGAUAUUGAAAAACAUUCAGAGCCAUUACACUUUAAAUUUGUAAAGAAAAAUGAAGAAGUUCAAGUGUAUUUUAAAGGACAAAAUAUUGAUCCAUGGUGUGAACUUAAUGGGAAUAUUCUUACUUCAAUUCCAAAUGGACAGCCCACAACAAUAAAACCAGAUUAUAGCCAUAUCAAUAUUGAAAGACAAUCAAAACAAAUAGAAUGUUUACAUUCAUUGUUUAGGAAACAGGGAACAAUAUCAAAGUGGGAGAGGUUUUUUAACGUUCUGCAAACAACUGGAAGAAUUUCCGUAGCAAAUCAACCUUGGUUUCUAGACUGUUUACCGAGGCAGUCACAAAAUGUCAACUUCGAAGAUGUAAUCCCCCCAGAAGUUAGAGAACUAAUUCUAAAGGAAACAAAAGUUCCCAAGUUUAGAAUACGAAAAAGGCAGAGCAAGAAUAAAGAGGCUCGGCAGACAACAAAGAAAACGAACAAGGCAAAUCAAAGACCAAAACAACAUAAAUCACAGAUGAUAUUAAGAAGCAUGUUUGGCUCAUGAUUUUUAUCGAUCUACUUCUAACAUGUAUUAUGAUGAUCCUUGUGUGUCUUAUUAUUUUGAGAUUGUUUAGACUUCUUUGUUUGUUGGAAGUACUUUAUGAACUGAAUUUCUUGUUUUCAUGUUUGAUUUCUGUUCAUGUUGGGUCAACUGCAUCCUAUGCUCAUCAGGAAUUAUUGAAUAAUGUGGUAAAUUGUGAAUCUAUCUUAGUCUGUUAGCUAUAUUAUUGUGAUUGACAGUUGAGAUUUUAACAUAAUUUUUUUUUGUGACAUUUAAAUUCAGACAUUUACCACAGUAAGUGAAAUGGAUGUUAUUUUAUCAAGUUUCCUUGUUUGUGAAAAGAGAAAUCUUUUGAAUGAUUUUGUCAGAAAUUUUACACAUGGUAUAUGCAGAUAAAAACUUUUUAAAUAACUUGUUAUAAAUCUGUCUAAAAUGGUAAGAUGCAACUAGCUUCAGCUAGCUCCCUAGAAUAUGGUUUUUGAUCUAAGUAUAUCAAUAUUUAUUGAAUCAUAAUUAUAUUGCAAAUAUAUAUACACUACAGUAGUCACAUAUUCUGUAAUGAUUGCUAUAAAAAUAACAUUCACAUGCAUAUCAUGUACUGUGAUUCUUCUGAUUUAAAGCAAAUUCUUCAUAUCAGUUCUGCAUCAUGCAACACAAUAGCUGGAUGAGCAAUAUA